Messenger RNA from Exophiala oligosperma, 3197 nucleotides. RefSeq names its product elongation factor G, mitochondrial, variant. The transcript is spliced from 2 exons. Gene Ontology annotation, biological process: mitochondrial translational elongation. Gene Ontology annotation, cellular component: mitochondrion. NCBI's taxonomy places the organism in Eukaryota, Fungi, Ascomycota, Eurotiomycetes, Chaetothyriales, Herpotrichiellaceae. The record is from RefSeq and is a predicted model, not a curated record. Bases 320 to 2530 code for a protein of 736 amino acids. Gene Ontology annotation, molecular function: GTPase activity; GTP binding; translation elongation factor activity.
CCCAGGCUGCGCAUUCUCUAAGCCUCUUAUACACUCGACUGACAAGUGUGUCGUGUGCCUUUAAGAUGAGUGCAGCAUACGCGCUCCGAGGCCAGUCCCGCCUCGUUGGAGGGCUGCUACGCACUCCAGUCUCUCAGAUCAGUCGCCAAUGGGUCUGCCGUCGCUGCGCAUCGACUGUAGCUCUUCAAACAUACUCUGCAAGUCUGAAGUCUCCGUCGAUACAAUGGUCAUUGGACAGACGGUGGCAACAGAAGCGGGGUGCUGCUGGAGCUGCUGCUGCGAUGUACGAGGCUCCCGUGCAUCCAGAGCUGAGGAUUGAAUGCUAACAUGUCUCUCCAGGCUCGAAGAGGCCUCAGACCCCGACUCCCUCUCUCAAGAAACCAUUAUCGACAACCUCUCGGCGGAAGAGGCCCAUCGACUAUCCAAAGUGAGGAAUAUUGGGAUAGCAGCACACAUUGACUCUGGAAAAACUACGGCCACGGAAAGAGUACUCUUCUAUACCGGUCGUAUCAAGUCUAUUCACGAAGUACGGGGCAAGGACUCCGUCGGCGCAAAAAUGGAUUCGAUGGAACUGGAACGAGAAAAGGGCAUUACCAUUCAGUCCGCAGCCACGUUCUGCGAUUGGGUUAAGAAAGAGAACGGCAAGGAGGAGAAAUACCACAUCAACUUGAUCGAUACCCCUGGGCAUAUUGAUUUCACCAUUGAGGUCGAACGCGCUCUCAGAGUCCUCGACGGCGCCGUAAUGAUCCUGUGUGCUGUAUCAGGCGUACAAAGUCAAACCAUAACGGUGGAUCGACAAAUGAGACGCUACAACAUCCCUCGAAUCAGUUUCAUCAACAAAAUGGACCGAAUGGGUGCGAAUCCCUUCAAAGCUGUGGAGCAGAUCAACAAGAAGCUCAAGAUCGCCGCGGCGGCAGUUCAGAUCCCUAUAGGCGCGGAAGACGAAUUCAAAGGGUUGGUCGACUUGGUUACGAUGAAGACAUACUAUGCUGAAGGCGACCGUGGUGAAAUCAUCGUCACCAAGGACGAAAUUCCAGCGGAGGUUCAGCAGCUUGCUCAGGAACGAAGGGCCAUGCUGAUCGAAACCCUUGCUGAUGUCGACGAGGAAAUGGCCAAUAUGUUUUUGGACGAGCAGGAGCCGACUAUUGAACAGCUCAAAGCUGCCAUUCGUCGUGCAACUAUCUCCCUUAAGUUUACCCCCGUGUUCAUGGGUUCAGCUUUGGCCGAUAAGUUCGUGCAGCCAAUGCUUGACGGUGUUUGUGAUUAUCUCCCCAACCCGGCUGAAGUUUCAAACACUGCUCUUGAUCGUCGACAGAAGGAGGCUCCCGUCAAAUUGAUCCCUUACAACUCCCUUCCCUUUGUAGGAUUGGCAUUCAAGCUGGAAGAAUCGAACUUUGGACAACUUACCUACAUUCGUGUCUACCAGGGCAAGUUGACAAAAGGCCUUCAUGUCUACAAUGCUCGAACCGACAAGCGGAUCAAGAUUCCCCGAAUUGUGCGCAUGCAUUCCAACGAAAUGGAAGAAGUGAAUGAAAUUGGUGCUGGAGAAAUUUGCGCCGUGUUCGGUGUGGACUGCGCAUCUGGAGAUACAUUUACUGACGGCCAGCUCGGAUACAGCAUGACAAGCAUGUACGUCCCCGAACCUGUUAUCUCGCUCAGUAUCAAACCCAAAAACAACAAGGACUUGCCAAACUUCUCUAAGGCCAUUGCACGAUUCCAGCGUGAGGAUCCCACUUUCAGAGUACACUUUGACACCGAAAGCGAGCAGACGAUCAUCUCUGGCAUGGGAGAACUCCAUCUCGAAGUCUACGUCGAGCGGAUGAGACGUGAGUACAAGGUAGACUGUGAAACUGGUCCGCCACAAGUCGCGUACCGUGAGACAAUCACCAAGAGAGUUGACUUUGACCACUUGCUCAAGAAACAGACUGGUGGUGCUGGUGAUUAUGCCCGUGUCAUGGGUUGGAUGGAACCAAGCGGCAAACUCGAGGGCAACCACUUCGAGGAGCAAGUCAUUGGAGGUUCAAUUUCGGAGAAGUUCUUGUUUGCUUGUGAAAAGGGUUUCAUACAAGCUUGUGAGAAGGGUCCAUUGAUCGGCCACAAAGUCCUGGGAACGUCCAUGGUCAUCAACGACGGUGCAACACACAUGACUGAUUCCAGUGAAAUGGCUUUCAAGAAUGCCACGCAACAGGCUUUCCGCAAGGCUUUCAUCCAGGCCGACCCUGUUGUUCUCGAACCGCUCAUGAAGACCGUCGUUACCGCCCCGACAGAAUUCCAGGGUAACGUUGUCGGUCUUUUGCAAAAGCGAAAUGCCGUCAUCAACGAUACCGAAGUUGGCAUCGAUGACUUUACCGUCUGGGCUGAUGCAAGUUUAAAUGGUAUGUUCGGAUUCAGCGGCAAUCUGCGAGCUGCAACGCAGGGCAAAGGAGAAUUCUCGAUGGAGUUCAGUCACUACGAAAGGGCGCCCAUGCAGAUGCAGAAGGAACUGAUUGCCAAGUACCAGAAGGCUCAGGCUGAACGAAACAAGAAAUAAUUUCUGUUGGUUUUUUGGCUGUGGCUGUAUAGGUCGAAGUCAUGGCGUGUAUCUCGCUUUCCCAUUCCCGGCAGGGCCCAAGGUCUUUGAGAAAGCGAGCCUGCUUCUAGCUCCCGUCACAAACUUGCGAUCCGGACCGAACCAGGUUUUCCAAGUACCUUUGACAAUUUCAGGGCCUCAAGUCGAUGAUCCCUACUCGAGUUCAAGCCAGGACAUAGUGCUUGACGCCAAGGGAGCUGGGUCGGGUCUAUCGAGUCUUUGUGUGUCUACCAGAGCAGUGACUCAACUGCCAGGUAAUGGUGGCCAUGAGUCGAUGCAUCCGUGGUGAUGAUUGUUUCCUCGUUACGAAACCACCAACCAACGGCCGGAUCAGUCUCAGGAGUCGCGAUAAAGGUGUAUUUGUGCUGGGCAUAGGUCGUGGAGGGUGUCAACUCAUGCCUGUCUGACCUUGUAUGCCCCUAUGGGAAUAUCGUGUGGUUAGGGGUAGCUUUUUCCUUCAAUGUUUGUCUUACUAGAUCUCCACUCCGACGGCCAAAAAGCAAGAGGGCAUUAUGGGUUUUGCGACGACGUUGUUCGAUCAGGGUGCUACUAAAUAAGACUGGCUGAUGUGAUGCUGUAUAAUGAAUGUGAACUGCAUUUUGGAAAUAACCAUCUGGGUAUCUGAAGU